GAAAGCUAAAGUCUGUACAAACGGAAAACAUUUUCUGAUCUCCUUUUAUUGUUAUUCCUCUUCUUAUUUCUUCCUUAAUAUGUAGUCCCUAUAUUCUGUUUAUAAGAUCUGGUUUCUCAAUAUAUGAAUAUUAGCUCUGAGUACUUCUUUACUUUUCACUUACCCUAAAAAACCCAUUUAUUCCCUUUUCACCAAUCUUCUUUAAAUCUUCUCAACUAUUCGAUAUUGAUCUUCUUGUGGAUCUUCUCCUUCGUUGCUUUAAUAUUUUGUUUUUGGACUGUUUUUAUAGCUUUACUUCACAAAUAAAGAAAGGAGUUGAGGGUUAGUUUAAAUUUAAGUUUCUAUAGCUAGGAACUUUGUUUUAUUAUAUCGGAUAUUAUUGUUUGAUAAUUCAUAAAGAAAGAAGCAGAUGUGCAGCAGGGGCCAUUGGAGGCCUCAGGAAGACCAGAAGCUUCGGGAGUUAGUGGAAAAAUAUGGACCUCAUAAUUGGAAUGCUAUAGCAGAAAAGCUUCAAGGAAGAUCAGGGAAGAGUUGUAGGCUGAGAUGGUUCAAUCAAUUGGAUCCAAGAAUCAACCGAAACCCUUUCACAGAGGAGGAAGAAGAAAGGCUUCUUUCUGCUCAUCGGAUUCAUGGCAAUCGAUGGGCAAUAAUAGCGCGUCUAUUCCCUGGUCGGACUGAUAACGCUGUCAAAAAUCAUUGGCACGUAAUUAUGGCACGAAAAUGCAGAGAACGGUCCAAGAUUUAUACAAAAAGAGCUGUCGCUGCUGCUCAUAAAAAAUCAAUGAGCAAUGAGCAAGAAUCGUCGUCGUCAAGACAGCAAGAUAAUUAUAUGCAAAUAAGUAAUGAGAUCAUGAUAACAAGGAGAUUCAACCCUUUUGUUGAUGAUCAGCAGUUUUCAGAAAGAUUUGCUUAUCCUAAUUUAAUAUACAACUAUUCCUUUUAUCCGAAGCUGCUUCACAAUGACUAUCUUUUUCAUCAUGCAAAGAUGGAUCAAGUUUUAUGUACAGAUGAAAACCAACCAACGGAAUUCUAUGACUUUCUACAAGUGAAUACUGACUCUAACAAGAGUGAGGUGAUAGACCAUACGUCUAGAAUAAGAAAUGAUGAGGAAAUUGAACAGGAAGCUGUUGAUCUUCAUCAGAGCGCACAAUUCAUAGAUUUCUUAUCAGUUGGAGACUCAGCAUAAACUUGUAUAUAUCAAGAAAAAUCCUCUAGUUUAGAACAUAUGUAUAAUGCUCUGAUCUUUACUGUGAAAUCCUAGAGAUUUCUGCAUGGAUGAAGUUCCAGAAUAUUCCAAUAUAAUUGUAUUAGAAAAACAAAAGAUUAACUUUUAGAUCUAUAAAAAUGAUCUUGUUCAUGUAAUUCAAACAAUUGAGACGCUACCAGGUUAGUUGAAAAACAAUUACAAGUAUUUGUGUGUAUUAUUAAAUACACGUUAAAUGGUAUCAAAUUUUAUGUC
Nicotiana tabacum (common tobacco) is the source of this 1459-nucleotide messenger RNA. Its product is annotated as transcription factor MYB54-like. The record is from RefSeq and is a predicted model, not a curated record. Gene Ontology annotation, cellular component: nucleus. Gene Ontology annotation, molecular function: RNA polymerase II cis-regulatory region sequence-specific DNA binding; DNA-binding transcription factor activity, RNA polymerase II-specific. NCBI's taxonomy places the organism in Eukaryota, Viridiplantae, Streptophyta, Magnoliopsida, Solanales, Solanaceae. Gene Ontology annotation, biological process: regulation of DNA-templated transcription.